AUGGUGUACGAAAACAAACCCUUUGAUGAAAUCCAAGUGAAACCCAACGACAAGAAACGAGUAGCAUAUUUCUACGAUGCAGACGUUGGUAAUUAUGCCUACGGGUCUGGUCAUCCGAUGAAACCUCAUAGAAUAAGAAUGACACAUUCUUUGAUCAUGAAUUAUGGGUUAUAUAAAAAGAUGGAAAUUUAUAGAGCUAAACCAGCUACGAAGCAGGAAAUGUGUCAAUUCCAUACUGAUGAAUAUAUUGAUUUUUUAUCUAGAGUUACGCCUGAUAAUUUGGAAUUGUUUAAGAAGGAAAGUGUGAAGUUCAAUGUCGGAGAUGAUUGUCCUGUCUUUGAUGGAUUGUAUGAAUAUUGUAGUAUCUCAGGUGGUGGAUCCAUGGAGGGAGCUGCUAGAUUGAAUAGAGGCAAAUGUGAUGUGGCCAUUAAUUAUGCCGGUGGGUUACAUCAUGCAAAGAAAUCUGAAGCUUCAGGGUUUUGUUAUUUGAAUGAUAUUGUUUUGGGGAUCAUUGAAUUAUUAAGGUAUCAUCCAAGAGUUCUUUAUAUUGAUAUUGAUGUUCAUCAUGGAGAUGGUGUUGAAGAAGCAUUUUAUUCCACAGAUCGUGUCAUGACUUGUUCAUUCCAUAAAUAUGGGGAAUUCUUCCCCGGUACGGGGGAAUUAAGAGACGUAGGUGUGGGUAAGGGGAAAUAUUAUGCUGUCAAUGUGCCCCUAAGAGAUGGUAUUGAUGAUGCAACGUAUAGAAAUGUGUUUGAACCAGUGGUGAAAAGAAUCAUGGAAUGGUAUCAACCAUCUGCGGUGGUUUUACAAUGUGGUGGUGAUUCUUUAUCGGGUGAUCGUCUAGGUUGUUUUAAUUUAUCUAUGCAAGGUCACGCCAAUUGUGUCAAUUAUGUUAAAUCCUUUGGAAUUCCCAUGAUGGUUGUUGGUGGAGGUGGUUAUACAAUGAGAAACGUGGCAAGAACAUGGUGUUUUGAAACAGGAUUGUUGAACAAUGUGGUGCUUGAUCAAGAAUUACCAUAUAAUGACUAUUACGAAUAUUAUGGACCCGAUUAUAAAUUGGAUGUUAGACCAUCUAACAUGUUUAACGUUAACUCUCCGGAAUAUCUAGAUAAGAUAAUGACGUCUAUUUUUGUGAAUUUAGAAAAUACCAAAUAUGCACCAAGUGUCCAAUUAAAUAAUGUACCCAAGGAUCCAGAAGAUUUGGGGGAUCAAGAAGAAGAUACAGCGGAAGCCAAGGAUACGAAAGGUGGUUCUCAAUAUGCAAGAGACAAGGAAGUAGAAAGAACUGAUGAGUUGUAUUAG
Messenger RNA from Naumovozyma dairenensis CBS 421, 1302 nucleotides. It is a transcript of the gene RPD3, whose product is annotated as histone deacetylase RPD3. The transcript has a single exon. The record is from RefSeq and is a predicted model, not a curated record. Bases 1 to 1302 code for a protein of 433 amino acids. Gene Ontology annotation, molecular function: histone deacetylase activity. Lineage: Eukaryota; Fungi; Ascomycota; Saccharomycetes; Saccharomycetales; Saccharomycetaceae.